AUGGUCGAUCCUUUUGCGCAUUUAUUAGAUUCUUUCAAGAAAAAUGAGACUUCAACUAAUAAUAAUAAAUUAAAAGAAGAAAAUAAACUGAACAAUAGCAAUAACAAUAGCAAUAACAAUAGCAACAAUGCUAAUACUAAACAAGAUGUGUCUAGUGUCAAUAUAUUAUCUCCUAAUAAAAUUAUGGAACCCUUGAUACCAUCUAAUUCUUUGUUUGUUCCAAAUUCAAUUAAUCCGAUAGAAAGUAACAAUAUCAAUAGCAAUAUCAAUAGCAGUAGUAAUAAUAAUAGUAAUAGUAAUAAAGAUGAUGAUUGGGAUAAAGUAUAUUCUAUAUUUAAUAACGUCAGUGAUACAAAUACAAUAAAUACAACAAUACUACCAGGACCAUCUAAUAAUAAUACUAGUACUAAUAUUAGUACUAAUACAGAAACUAAAGAUGAAAAUCUUGUAUUCUCUAGUUCUCAAUCUUCUUCAAUUGUUGAUGAGGUUAAGGAUAUGGAAAUUGCUAGAAUUAUGUCUUUAGGUUAUUCCUUUAAUAAAUCAUUACAAUUUUAUGAAAACGGUUUGGAUUAUGACACAAUUUCACUAAAGCAAAAAUACCAUAAAAUUAAUAAAAAUAACAACUACAAUAAUAAUGAUAAUACUAAUAAUAAUAAUAGAAUCACAAAUAUUGAUCCUUUUUCAAACGAGCAAAAUGAAUCUUUUACCAAUACUUUGACAAACAUGUUUAAUAAAAGCAAGCAAUUUGUACAAUCUUUGAAUUUAACUGAUUUUAAUAAAGGGUUCGAUGUAGAUAGAUAUAAAGGAGGUUUCAAUGCAUUAAAUAGUUAUUCUGAUACCAAUAGUAUUAAUAUCAAUGAUUAUGAUUAUAGCCCUAGUAUUGGUCACAAUUACAGUCUCAUAAAAGAAGAUGAUGAAAAAAUAUCAUUAACAAACAAUAAAACGAUUUCUCUUUCUGUCUCUCCCCCACCUCCGGUGCUUAUAGAAGAUCAAAAUGAUAAUCAAAUUUCAGAGAAUGAUAAUCAAGUUCUGUUAGAUUGGGAUACUCCUGUAAAUAACCAGACACCAAAUACUACAACUUCAACCAUUCAUUCGUCUAUGCAACUACAAAUAACUGACAUUGAAUUGAUAAGUUAUGAAGAAUUUAAAAACAAUGCAACCAAUCUUUUCAAAAAUGGACAUUAUGCAGAUGCUUUAGAACAAUAUACAAAAUCUUUAAAUACAUUACCAAAGGAUCACCCUUUGAGACUUAUUGCAAUCUCAAAUAUUAUGAUUUCCCAGCUAAAAAUUGGUGAAUAUAACAACAUAAUUAAACUAUUGGAUACAUGUAAAAAGUUAUGGCCAAAUAAUAUAGAUGAGAAUAAUACUACAAAAUUGAAUUGGGAACAGAUUAUACCUAACAGCAAACCACAAAGAACAUUUAAAGAUAUUUGGAUCAAAAUAAUGUUAAGAUGUGCAGAGAGUUAUAGACAUUUAGAAGAUUUCAAUAAUGAGUUAAACAUCUAUAAACAGUUAUUAGAUAAAAAUGUCAUUACUAACAAAGUGUUAGAUGGGAAAAGACGUUGUGAAAAGAUUCUUUAUCCGGAAAAAUUCAAGUUGACUUCUAAGAAAACAAACUUAGACACGUCGCCUUUAUCUGUUACAAUUAUUGCUAACACCAAAUCUGCACUUAAUGCUAAAACUUCCUCUCCAUCAAUUCCUAAAAACACAGAAAAUGUAGACAAAAUAAAAAAGCAGAAUGCUAAACUGGAAGAAGAAAGUAUUUUAAAAGAAAAACUAUAUGAUCAAGUAACAUUGAAGAUUGAUCAAUGGAAAUCUAAUAAACCAACAGAUAUUCGUCAUCUAUUAUCUAAUUUACAACAGGUGGUAACUUGGACUUCAUGGACACCUGUUUCUUUAACAGAUUUGGUUAUGCCAAAAAAAGUUAAAGUAACUUAUUUAAAAGCAGCUUCUAAGACACAUCCAGAUAAGGUUCCUAAUUCAUUAGACCUAGAAAACAAAAUGAUUGCAGAAAACGUUUUUAGUAUAUUGAGUAAAGCUUGGGAAUUAUUCAAAGAGGAAAAUAAUGUUUAG
This is a messenger RNA of Arxiozyma heterogenica, 2073 nucleotides long. RefSeq names its product auxilin-like protein SWA2 (gene SWA2). The record is from RefSeq and is a predicted model, not a curated record. Gene Ontology annotation, cellular component: intracellular membrane-bounded organelle; cytoplasm; vesicle. The transcript has a single exon. Gene Ontology annotation, biological process: clathrin coat disassembly; clathrin-dependent endocytosis. Lineage: Eukaryota; Fungi; Ascomycota; Saccharomycetes; Saccharomycetales; Saccharomycetaceae. Bases 1 to 2073 code for a protein of 690 amino acids. Gene Ontology annotation, molecular function: clathrin binding.